Cylindrotheca closterium is the source of this 2340-nucleotide messenger RNA. The record is from the annotation of a GenBank genome assembly. NCBI's taxonomy places the organism in Eukaryota, Bacillariophyta, Bacillariophyceae, Bacillariales, Bacillariaceae.
AUGGCAUCAGACUGGCCAGAAUUGCAGUCGUCACUGCAAGUGGCGUCAAAGAGUUGGGCCUCAUUCAACUGGGACUCGAAGACUAAACAAUGGGAAGCAAUCACCGUUCAAAGUAAAGAAGCCCGAGAACAGUCCCUUUCCGCUCGCAAGCAGCUCGCUGAAACAACGAAACAGUUCAAGAAAUCAGUGAAGAAUGUCGAACAAGUGGGAUCAACGCUGGGGGUGGCAAAUACAGCUGAGAAUGCAGCUACCACCGUGAAAGCUAUCGAAGUGCUUGCUAAGAACUGCCGCCAGACAGUAAAGGCAUAUCAAGAGGAAGUCGAUAAUCUGACCCGUAGAUGCAAAUCAGCAGAAUCUUCCUUUUCCUCGCUGACACAAUCGUUGGGAGAAAAUCCAGAUCCCUACAAGGUGCUCACAUCAGUGUUGAAUUUGGUCAAUAACCAACAAAUGCAGCUCUCAAAGAUGUCUCACACCAUCGAGGAUUUGAAAACAGAAAAAGUAGCUUUAGAGAGAGGGUCGUCGAAAAACGAUACUUCUAACCAGGAAUCCUCUUCUACGACAAAAGCGGAAAAAGAAGAACUAAUUCAGCUCAGGCGCGAAGUUGCUGAGUAUGAAGUUGAAUUCCGUUCUCUUAAGAAUCAAGACAUCACCAUCCGUAAGCUUGAGGCCCGAAUUCUCGAGCUUCAAACAGGUGGCGAAGAAGAAUUCCAAUUGAAGCUCGAGACGGCCCGCGAAGAAUUGGCAGAGACAGAGGGGCGACGAACUGCGGAAGCUUUGGAGAGAGAAGCGGCGAUGGAAAGAAAGGUUCAAACUCUAGAGCUGCAACUCAAGGCAGAAAUGGCGGGUCGCGCCGCAACCCAGGCGCAUAUGUUGGAAGAAAGCGAGGGUGUCGGAGAACGGGAAGCAGCUUGGGAAGCGCAGCGUCGAAUUCUUGUCGAUGAUGCUGAACGGUUGCGACUAAAUCUACAUGAAGCAACCAGAGAGAGAGACGAUUUGCGGUUAAAAGUUGGAGCUUUGGAGGGUGGAAAGAGCAUCCAAAGUGUUCCCUCCUCGGGUGGAAUUCAAAUGGCGGAUCUUCUGAGUGAGAGAGAAGCAUACGAAGCUGAAGUCAGCGAGCUCUCACACACUGUGAAUCUGCUGCGAGAAGAGAUUGCAGUAAAAGACGAAACGUUUUCCGACGAACGACGCUCUCUUCAAAGCAAGAUUAGUUUAAUAGAAUCUGAAGUCCAAUCGACGAAAACAACUUUGUCUUCUCUUCAAGCUCAGCUUGCAGAGGCCCCUUCGCAAACUCUAAUUGACAGCAUGAAGAGGGAAUUAAGAAUCCUAAAACACUUGGAGUACAAUGCUGAUGACCCCGACCUUGUGAACAGAGAUCCAGAAAUGACGGGUACUGGCGAGACUCAUGAAAAAGACCUUGAAUCAGUGUUGGUUGCCAAAUUGCGCCGCGUCGAAUCUGAACUCGUCAAAGAGAGAAAUCAAAAGGCAGAUAUUUCAAAAGAUUAUGAACAAUUGCGUGGAGAAAUCCAAGCUUUAGAGCAUGCAAAAGGUGAUGCUGAGAAGGUCAUCGCCUCUCUAGAGGCUGACCUUGAUAAAGCGAUCUCAAAUUCGUCAGUAGCGCAAUCGACACCAACCGCUCGAAGAAAGAGUCUUCCUGAUGUGGAAAGCAACAACACAACUACUUUGCAGAGCGUCCUUGAUCCAAAUGCACCGAGUACAGGAGUCCAAAAAGAAACGAAAUUAGAAGCUAGUGCUGCAGAAAAGGCAGCUGAUGAUCACUCUGUUGCAACUAUCAUCAUGGCUCAACGCGACCGACUUCGAGCACGCUGUGAUGCUCUAGAAGCUGAGCGCGAUAGCUUCAAGCGAGAGCUGCAAGCCCAAGUGGACUCUGCCGAAUCGUUGAAAACGGAUAAUACAAAGCUCUACGAAAAAAUGCGUUACCUUCAAAGUUACAAAGGAAACUCUGGGUCCAUAGGUGCCUAUGCUCGAACUACAUCUCGUGAUCUAGAUUUGGAGGCGUUGGAACAGCGGUACGAAGCAUCCGUGGACCCUUUCCGGCAAUUUAGUCGCGCCGAAAGGCAACGGAAGCUAAAUGAGAUGUCGCCAAUGGAACGUACAGUUUUUGUUGUCGCCAAAACAAUGUUGGGAUCAAAGGAAAUGCGAACGUUUCUCUUCUUCUAUGUCUUUGCUAUGCACUUUUUGGUUUUCCUUACGACGUACCACUGGUCGCAUAGCGAAGGAGGCACCGGGUGCUCGAUUCAAGAUAUUGAACACCUUGCACACCUACCCCCGAUGACGCUGAAAACCCCAGAUGAGGUGAUUAAAGACAUGAGCGGAAAGUAG